AUGUUUCAGUGCGGCUACCUCGAAGGGCUGCGCUCAUCACUCGGUGGCUGGACGCAGAAAGUUAAAUCAUGGUACUGGGGACGACCUCUAGAACUAGCACACAAAUUAUCGCGAAGUUUCGAUAUGAAGGAAGACGGCGGCACUUUAUUGGACGAACGAGGUGGAAUAAGAAGACAUCAAUCAAUGCAGAGGCUACAGCACGGCGAUGGACAGAGUGACGAAAAUCGUUCUGCGAGAGUGGUCCCCGACCAUCAUGGAAACCUACAUAUUACUGUUAAGAAGACGAAGCCCAUUCUUGGUAUUGCUAUCGAAGGAGGAGCAAACACAAAACAUCCGCUACCAAGAAUAAUUAAUAUUCAUGAGCAUGGUUCAGCGUAUGAAGCUGGAGGCCUAGAAGUGGGACAGCUCAUUCUGGCGGUGGAUGGGCAGCGAGUAGACGGCAUGCAACAUCAAGAAGUUGCCCGACUUAUUGCAGAGUCUUUUGCACAGAGAGAUAAGCCGGAGAUCGAGUUCCUAGUAGUGGAAGCAAAGAAAUCAAAUUUAGAACCGAAGCCAACAGCACUAAUAUUUUUGGAGGCCUAA
Molecule: messenger RNA, 582 nt
Organism: Leptosia nina
Lineage: Eukaryota; Metazoa; Arthropoda; Insecta; Lepidoptera; Pieridae
Source: the annotation of a GenBank genome assembly